CCAAUCCUAUUCCACCUCUGAGAGCUUGUGCAAGGAACCCUUUAAAAUCGCUCUACAUCUCAAUCUUAUCCAACAUUUCCACGCACAGCGCGCUGAGUUUGCACGUGCCAGAAAUUUACAUCAACAGAAGUAAACUUUUAUUUAUUUUUUUAGACUUUGAAAAUAACUUAAAUCAUCGAGCGUUUGUGCUCACGGAAACUAAAGUAUCAUAAAAAAUGGCCCUCCUGAAUAAUUUUACAGCAUGUUUGAAAUAUUUUCAAGGAGACCGGCUACACAAUCAGGUAUUCUUCUUUUUACGCGCCGUACACAAGUCUGCAGCCAGCGAGUCUUACGGGGUGUCCCCAACCAGAGAAGGAGCGAUGCCUGAGAGGAUAAUCACAGAAGUCGGCGAGAAAACUCAAAUCAAGAGCCUGGAGGAGAUGCCUGGACCCAGCACCUUAUCCAACUUGAUUGAGUUCUUCUGGAGAGACGGGUUCAGCAGAAUUCAUAACAUCCAGUUGGAGCACUCGAAGAAGUUUGGCAAAAUUUUCAAAUCUCGUUUUGGACCCCAGCUGGUGGUCUCGGUGGCGGAUCGUGACCUGGUGGCCGAGGUGCUGAGGGCUGAAGGUGUGGCCCCUCAGAGAGCUAACAUGGAGUCCUGGAAGGAGUACAGAGACAUGAGGGGCCGUGCUACAGGCCUCAUCUCAGCGGAGGGAGAGGACUGGCUGAAGAUGCGGAGUGUGCUCAGACAGCUCAUCAUGCGACCCCGGGAUGUAGCAGUCUUCUCUGAUGAUGUGAACCAAGUGGUGGAUGACCUGAUCAAGAGAGUCAGUAUUCUGCGCACCCAGGAGACAGAUGGAGCAACUGUCCUCAAUGUGAAUGAUCUCUUCUUCAAAUAUGCCAUGGAAGGUGUUGCAGCCAUUUUAUAUGAAUGCCGACUGGGCUGCUUGCAAGACCAGAUUCCAGAGGACACACAAGACUACAUCGGUGCACUCCACCUCAUGUUCAGCUCCUUCAAGACAACCAUGUACGCCGGCGCGAUCCCCAAAUGGCUCCGCCCCAUCAUCCCCAAACCAUGGGAGGAGUUCUGUCAGUCGUGGGACGGCCUCUUCAAAUUCAGCCUCAUUCACGUUGAUAAGCGUCUCUCGGAGAUUAAGGCCCAGCUGGAGCGGGGCGAGGAAGUGAAGGGUGGACUGCUCACACACAUGCUAGUUACCAGGGAGAUGACCAUAGAGGAGAUUUACGCCAAUGUAACGGAGAUGCUUCUGGCCGGCGUUGACACGACGUCCUUCACCCUGUCAUGGGCCAGCUAUCUGUUAGCCCGACACCCUCAAAUACAGGAGCAAAUCUUUACAGAAGUGACGAAUACUCUGGGACAUGGAGCAAUUGCCACAGCUGAUGAUGUCCCUCGUCUUCCUCUCAUCAGGGGGCUGGUCAAAGAGACUCUCAGGCUUUUCCCAGUCCUCCCAGGAAACGGGCGGAUCACACAGGAUGACUUGGUGGUGGGCGGAUACUUCAUCCCCAAAGGGACUCAGUUGGCUCUUUGUCACUACCACACAUCCAUGGAUGAAGAAAACUUCCCCGAAGCUAUAGACUUCCGUCCAGAUCGCUGGAUAAGGAAAGAUUCCACAGAUCGUGUCGACAACUUUGGUUCAAUUCCCUUCGGCUACGGCAUCAGGAGCUGCAUUGGGAGAAGAAUAGCAGAGUUAGAGAUGCAUCUCGCUCUCACAAGGCUCAUUCAAAAGUUCCACAUUGGUGUUUCUCCUCUCACUGCUGAUGUCGAGGCCAAAACCCACGGCCUGCUCUGCCCCUCUGCCCCCAUUAACCUGCAGUUCAUUGAUAGGAAGAGCUAGACGCUUACUCUUAUACAUAAGGACUACUGCAGUGAUUGAUUUUUAAGUGCUGAUGCAUUAUUAGUUGUUUUUUUUAAACACACUGCCUUUAGAAAACCUUCCUCUGUAGGAUUGUAAAUACAGACCUGAGAUUGAGGUAUAACCUUGUUCUGUUCUGUAGUGGGAAAGAUGUAAAAUAGUCCAUGAUGUAAAGACAAGAGCUGUGUUUUUCUGUUGAUUAUUUGUACUUAAAGAAACCGCUGCAAUUCAGAUUGUUACACUUUUCAUAGCGAUUGGUGGGUGGAAAAAAAUAACUUUAAUCUGCAUACAGAAACGGUAUCCUUUUUAUAGCAAUGUGCACACAGAUUAAUACACAAUCACAACUUUUCCUCCCACUAGUUUGGGAAAGAUUUCUCACUGAAUUACGCCGUGAAUGUCAAAUGGCAAAAAUGAAUGUACUGAAAUGUGCUGCUUUCAGAGGUACAUAUGUACAGUGGAGGAAAUAAUUGUUUGAUCCCCUGCUGAUUUUGUAAGUUUGCCCGAUUACAAAGAAGUGAGUGGUCUAUAAUUUUUAUGGUACUUUUAUUUUAACAAACAGAGACAGAAUAUAUAAAAAAAAAAAGUCCAGAAAAAAAAAUUACAUAAAGUUAUAAAUUAAUUUGCAUUUGAUCGAAGGAAAUAAGUAUUUGAUCCCCAUGCAAAACAUGACUUAGUACUUGGUGGAGUAACUCUUGUGACAAGCACAGAAGUCAGAUGAUUGUUGUAGUUGGUCACCAGGUUUGUACACAUCUCAGGAGGGAUUUUGGUCCACUCCUCUUUACAGAUCCUCUCCAAAUUCUGAAGGUUUUGAGGCUGUCGCUUUGCAACUCGAACUUUUAGCUCCCUCCACAAUUUUUUUUUAAUAGGAUUAAGUUCUGGAGACUGGCUAGGCCACUCCUUGACCUUAAUGUGCUUCUUCUUGAGCCACUCCUUUGUUGCCUUGGCCGUAUGUUUCGGGUUGUUGUCAUGCUGGAAGACCCAUCCAAGACCCAUCCUCAGUGCUCUGGCUGAGGAAAGGAGGUUCUCGUCCAAGAUCUUACAGUACAUGGCCCCAUCCAUCGGCCCCUCAAUGCGGUGAAGUUGUCCUGUACCCUUAGCAGAGAAAUAGCCCAAAAGCAUAAUGUUUACACUUCCAUACUUGACGGUGGGGAUGUUGUUCUUGGGUUGGUAUUCAGCAUUUCUCUCCCUCCAAACACAACAACUGGAGUUUAUGCCAAAGAGUUCAAUUUGGUCUCAUCUGACCACAUCACCUUCUCCCAAGGCUUCUCUGAAUCAUUUAGGUGUUCAUUGGCAAACUUCAGACAGGCCUGUACAUGUGCCUUCCUGAGCAUGCGGACCUUGCGGGCACCGAAGGAUUUCAGUCCAUCCCAGCACAGUGUGUUACCAAUGGUUUUCUUGGUGACUGUGGUCCUAGCUGCAAAGCUCCUCCCGUGUAGUUCUGGGUUGAUCCCUCACCCUUCUCAUGAUCACCCUUACCCCACGAGGCGAGAUCUUGCAUGGAGCUCCAGACAGAGGGCGAUUGAUGGUUAGUUUAUAUUUCUUCCAUUUUCUUAUAAUUCCACCAACAGUUUCUCCUUCUCACCAAGCUUCUUGCUGAUGGUCUUAUAGCCCAGUCCAGCCUUGUGCAGGUCUACAAUUGUGUCCCUGAUGUCCUUUGAAAGUUCUUUGAUCUUACCCAUGGUGGUGGAGUGGAUAACCAGAAAUCAUGUUGGUUUGUAGGGGAUCAAAUACUUAUUUCCUUCAAUCAAAUGCAAAUGAAUUUAUAACUUUAUACAAUGUUUUUUUCUGGACUUUUUUUUAAAAUAUUCUGUCUCUGUUUGUUAAAAUAAAGGUACCAUAAAAAUUAUAGACCGCUCACUUCUUUGUAAUUGGUCAAACUUACAAAAUCAGCAGGGGAUCAAGUAAUUAUUUCCUCCACUGUAUAUAAUGCGCUUUACUGUUUUGUGUUGCGAACAAAAAAACAGAAGCAGACUGAGGAAGAAAAAAGGUGGCAUUACAUGAUUAUAAAUCAAUGUAUGUAAUGUAACACAUUUUAGAAUAUAAUGAUAUUUUUUUUAAUUAAUGAGAGUAAAAAAAAACACAUUUU
Molecule: messenger RNA, 3936 nt
Organism: Labrus bergylta (ballan wrasse)
Lineage: Eukaryota; Metazoa; Chordata; Actinopteri; Labriformes; Labridae
Gene: cyp27c1
Product: cytochrome P450, family 27, subfamily C, polypeptide 1
Biological process (GO): cholesterol metabolic process; C21-steroid hormone biosynthetic process; glucocorticoid biosynthetic process
Cellular component (GO): mitochondrial inner membrane
Molecular function (GO): heme binding; oxidoreductase activity, acting on paired donors, with incorporation or reduction of molecular oxygen; iron ion binding
Source: RefSeq, a predicted model, not a curated record